UCUAUAAAUUUCGGUGUUGUGACUGCACACAAGGAGCUGCAAGUCUUCGAGGCUCAACCUCUUCUUCUUCUUCUUCCUGCAGCUCCUCCCAUGGCGUCUCUCCUCGUCCUCGCCCUCGCCGCCACGGCUCUCAUGGUGGUUCAACCUGGCCGGCAGAUGACCGUCGUCUUUGCUGCUCGGACGUCGGCGGCGGCCGAGGCGUUCUGGCGCGCCGCCAUGCCCGGCGCUUCCAUGCCGGACGCCAUCCUCGAGCUCCUGCACCAUGAGCACGACGUUCGUAGCGGCGGCGGCAAGGCCAAGAACGCCGGCGACGGCCCACCGCCGGCGCCGCCGAUGAACUUCAACUACGACGACUACAGGGCCUUGCCUCGCGGCGAAGCCGCGCCGUCGUCGCCAGGUGUAUUGAACCGCGUCGCCGUACAGAGCGCCGACGACGAGGACGUGCCCUCGCCGUCGUCGCCGACGGUGUACUUCCUCGAGGACGCCGUGCGCGUCGGCGAGAGCCUACCCCUGCCUCGAGCGGCGGACACCACAGCCGCCGCCGGCGGCGGCGGCGGCGGCGCGGCGACAGCGUUGCCGCCGCCACUGCGCUUGCACACCGUCCGCUCCGUGAGGGCCGUCGAGGGAUCCAGCUUCGUCGUGUGCCGCGGCGAGGCGGCGGCGUCCGUGUACGGCUGCCGCGCUGCCACCACCGCCACCGGCGGCGGCCCCGCGAGGGCGUACGCGGUGGAGGCGGCCGGCGGCGGCGAGGGCGGGGACGCGGCGAUGAUCACCGCGGCCGCCGUCGUGUGCCACACCGACACGUCCCGGUGGGACCCUGACCACGCCGCGUUCCGGCUGCUCGGCGUGAGGCCCGGUGGCGCCGCCGUCUGCCGCGCCGUCGCCGGCGCGCACAUCCUCUCGGCCAUGAACGCGGCAAAGAUCGAUUCCUUCGCGCCAUGAGGACUCCAACAUAUAAUGUGUUACGUACUUUAAUUCUACGUGUGAAUUGAAGCCACUGAAGCGUGUGUGUUAGUAGUCACAGAUGUGAUGUUUGUUCGAGUUUAGGGGUGGUGUUGAUCGUCGAAAUAAAGAGAACUUUCGUGUUUGUUCACAUGCA
Messenger RNA from Oryza brachyantha (malo sina), 1099 nucleotides. RefSeq names its product BURP domain-containing protein 15-like. The coding region runs from base 91 to 942 and encodes 283 amino acids. NCBI's taxonomy places the organism in Eukaryota, Viridiplantae, Streptophyta, Magnoliopsida, Poales, Poaceae. The transcript is spliced from 3 exons. The record is from RefSeq and is a predicted model, not a curated record.